This is a messenger RNA of Castor canadensis (American beaver), 2104 nucleotides long. Lineage: Eukaryota; Metazoa; Chordata; Mammalia; Rodentia; Castoridae. The record is from RefSeq and is a predicted model, not a curated record.
AUGUGGCCUUUGUUCCCCGCGACUCCCUGCGGGACCGCGGCGCAGCCACUUCUGGCCCGAAAAGCGGGACCUCGAGGCCCUCCUGGUCCCCAAGGACCACCUGGGAAGCCCGGCAAGGAUGGCAUUGAUGGAGAAGCUGGUCCUCCAGGUCUGCCCGGGCCCCCGGGACCAAAAGGAACCCCAGGGAAGCCUGGGAAACCAGGAGAGGCGGGUCUGCCAGGACUGCCUGGUGUGGACGGUCUGACUGGGAAGGAUGGACCCCCUGGACCCAAAGGCGCCCCUGGAGAACGGGGAAAUCUGGGACCCCCAGGACCACCUGGGCUAGGGGGCAAGGGACUCCCCGGACCCCCUGGAGAGGCAGGAGUGAGUGGCCUACCAGGUGAAAUUGGCCAGAGAGGCCCCCCGGGACCCUCUGGACUCCCAGGCCUGCCUGGACCCCCAGGACCUCCAGGACCUUCUGGACAUCCUGGGGUCCUCCCUGAAGGCGCCACUGACCUGCAGUGCCCUGCCAUCUGCCCACCAGGCCCCCCAGGCCCCCCAGGAAUGCCAGGGUUCAAGGGACCCACAGGCUACAAAGGGGAGCAGGGCGAAGUUGGUAAAGAUGGUGAGAAGGGGGACCCUGGGCCCCCUGGACCUGCUGGCAACCCAGGCACUGUGGGGCUACAGGGCUCCCGAGGAUUGCGAGGACUGCCAGGGCCACUCGGGCCCCCUGGGGACCGGGGUCCCAUUGGGUUCCGAGGGCCCCCUGGAAUCCCAGGAGCACCAGGGAAAGUGGGUGACAGAGGCGAGAGGGGCCCAGAGGGAUUCCGUGGUCCCAAGGGUGACCUCGGCAGACCUGGUCCCAAAGGAAUCCCUGGGGUAGCUGGGCCAGGUGGAGAGCCGGGCAUGCCAGGCAAGGAUGGCCGGGAUGGCAUAGCUGGACUCGAUGGCGAGAAGGGAGAGGCUGGUCGCAAUGGUGCCCCAGGAGAGAAGGGUCCCAGUGGGCUGCCAGGCCUCCCCGGACGAGCAGGGUCCAAAGGCGAGAAGGGAGAAUUGGGCAAAGCUGGGGAGCUGGGUGAGGCUGGCCCCUCUGGAGAGCCAGGCGUCCCUGGAGACGUUGGUGUGCCUGGGGAACAAGGCGAGGCUGGUCACAGGGGCUCAGUGGGGGCUCUUGGCCCACAAGGCCCUCCUGGGGUCCCUGGCAUCCGCGGCUUCCAGGGUCGGAAGGGCAACAUGGGAGAUCCUGGCCUUCCAGGUCCCCAAGGCCUCCGAGGUGAUGUGGGUGAUCGGGGCCCUGGAGGCGCUGCAGGCUCUAAGGGAGACCAGGGUAUCGCGGGUGCCGACGGCCUUCCCGGGGACAAAGGAGAGCUGGGUCCCAGUGGCCCCGUUGGACAAAAAGGCGAGUCUGGCAGUCGAGGGGAACCAGGCCCCAAAGGCAUCCAGGGACCCAAUGGCACCAGUGGUGUCCAGGGUGUCCCUGGCCCCCCAGGGCCCCUGGGCCUCCAGGGCGUGCAGGGCGUCCCCGGCAUCACUGGGAAACCAGGAGUUCCGGGCAAGGAAGCCAGUGAGCAGCGCGUCAGGGAGCUGUGUGGGGGAAUGAUAAGUGAGCAAAUUGCACAGUUAGCCACACACCUGAGAAAGCCAUUAGCACCGGGCUCCAUCGGUCGGCCUGGUCCAGCUGGCCCCCCAGGGCCCCCAGGCCCCCCAGGCUCCAUCGGCCACCCUGGCGCUCGAGGGCCCCCCGGAUAUCGUGGUCCCACUGGGGAGCUUGGAGACCCUGGACCCAGAGGAAGCCAAGGUGACAGAGGAGACAAGGGUGCAGCAGGCGUGGGGCAGGAUGGGCCUGCUGGGGACCAGGGGCUCCAAGGGCCUCAAGGCGUGCCCGGCAUCAGCAAAGAUGGCCGAGAUGGUGCUCAUGGCGAGCCUGGGCUUCCCGGCGACCCUGGCCUUCCCGGUGCCGUAGGGGCUCAGGGGACUCCAGGGAUUUGUGACACCUCAGCCUGCCAAGGAGCCAUGUUAGGAGGAGGUGGAGAAAAGUCAGGUCCUCGGAGCUCAUGAAAGAAAGAGAACAUACGGAAGUAACAAUGACGAUUUAAGCAGUGCCUCCAAUGGGGCAGCCCGGGAU